Molecule: messenger RNA, 1361 nt
Organism: Lycium ferocissimum
Lineage: Eukaryota; Viridiplantae; Streptophyta; Magnoliopsida; Solanales; Solanaceae
Product: purine permease 3-like
Exons: 2
Coding region: 55-1149 (364 amino acids)
Cellular component (GO): membrane
Molecular function (GO): purine nucleoside transmembrane transporter activity
Source: RefSeq, a predicted model, not a curated record
UAUAAAUCACUACUCAAAUAUAAGAAAAGUCUUCAAUCUAAUCCUCCAUAGAAAAUGGAAACUCAAGCAAGCUCAAGAAUGAAGAAAUUUCUUCUAGUUAUAAAUUGUAUAAUUCUAGCAAUAGGAAAUUGUGGUGGCCCUUUGAUCACACGCCUUUACUUCAUCAAAGGAGGCAAAAGAAUAUGGCUAUCAAGCGGGCUAGAAACAGCUGGUUGGCCAAUUAUUUUCAUCCCUUUAGCCAUCUCCUAUUUCAACCGUCGCAAAUGCCAAGACAAAAUUUUAGCAACAAACGACAAUAACAACAACAAUAACAAUAAUAUAAAGAUCGUUCUGAUGACUCCUAGGAUUCUUAUAGCUUCCAUCGGGAUCGGAGUCCUAACCGGAUUCGACAACUAUCUCUACGCUUACGGCGUGGCUAAAUUACCUGUCUCCACAUCAGCACUUCUUAUCGCUUCUCAACUUGCCUUCGUCGCGGGCUUUGCCUUCCUCCUUGUGAAGCAAAAGUUUACAGCCUACUCCAUCAACUCCAUUUUUCUAUUGACACUUGCCGCGGUGGUAUUAGCCCUCCACGCUAAUGGUGACAGGCCGAAAGGGGAAGCAAAGAGGGAGUAUGCUCUAGGGUUUAUCUUGACACUUGGAGCUGCAGUUUUGUAUGGCCUUAUUUUGCCUUUGUUUGAGUUGUUGUACAAAAAGGCAAAGCAAAAUAUCACUUACACACUUGUAUUGGAGAUUCAGGCUGUGUAUUGCCUUUUUGCUACUGUGGUUUGCACAAUUGGGAUGAUAAUAAACAAGGACUUCCAGGCCAUUUCAAGGGAGGCAAAAACAUUUGAACUUGGAGAAGGCAGAUAUUAUAUAGUUAUAGUAUCGUCUGCAAUAAUUUGGCAAUGCUUCUUCUUAGGUGCCAUUGGAGUUGUCUAUUCUUCUUCAUCAUUGGUGUCUGGCAUUUUAAUUACUGUUCUACUUCCUGUCACAGAAAUUUUAGGUGUUGUUUUUUAUGGUGAAAAAUUCACAGCAGAAAAAGGUAUUUCUCUUGUGCUUUCUAUAUGGGGCUUCAUUUCUUACCUCUAUGGUGAUAUAAAAGGCAGCAAGUUGAAGACAGAAAAUCAAUCUCCAGAACAAGAGAUGAUUGAUAAAACUUGUACUCCUUGAUUAAAAAGAAUCAAUUAUAAUUAUUGCCAAGACCGGUACAUGUAAUUUUAUGAUCAAAUUUCACUGUACUUAUUGAAAGGUAACAAACAGAUUGUAUGUGUGGGGUUCCCUAAGAGUCCAGAGGCGGAUUCAGAUUAAAAGAGUCAUUUAUAAUUGUUGCCAGGACCAGUACAUGUGAUGUUAUGAAUAUAUUGACAUUACUUCUGAGAAAA